Messenger RNA from Linum trigynum, 1838 nucleotides. The record is from the annotation of a GenBank genome assembly. NCBI's taxonomy places the organism in Eukaryota, Viridiplantae, Streptophyta, Magnoliopsida, Malpighiales, Linaceae.
CCUUUGUCGGACGCGGUGAUGUGCAGGGAUCGCUGACGUGGCCUCUCCUGAUGCGUCGGAUUGUGGAGAAAAACCACAAUCCGCGCAUAACUGCAUCCGACGGCAGCGGUGAAGGCGCGGGUGGGGGGCGGAUCGCUGACGUGGAAAGCGGGGCUAUCACCGCUUUGGUCUUCAGCGGUGAAGUGCCCGCGCGCGUCCACGUCAGCGAUCCGCGCCCCUUCACCGCUGUUGGAUCCAACGGUGAAGGCUUCACUGCCUGCCACAUCAACGGUGAUGCCAUCACUGUCGUCCUUGACAGCGAUGAUGGCAUCACUGCUUUGGUUUAAAGCGGUGAUAACAUCACUGCUUUAGUCUAAAGCGGUGAUGUAUCAUCGUUUUAGACCAAAACGGUGAUCAACAUCACUGUCUUAGACAAAGACAGUGAUGUUGAAACUGCUGUAUUUUGGGAAUUAGUUUUAUAAGUACUGUAUUUUGGUAAUUUUUUUUAAUAAUUGGUAUAUUCUGGGAUUUUUUCCAAUAUAUGGUAACCAAAGAGAUUAAUCAAUCAAGUUUUUAUAAUAUGGUUACAUACCGUAAUGAAGUUACCACAAUUUUGACCUUCCGACCUAUAGUAGUUGUUUUUCAGGUGACCUGGUUGGGCCGAAGGUGCUUCUUCGACGUCCCACUUGAUUGGGCUGCUACUGGAUUCUUUCCGACGAGCUACUGGGCUUCUUGUAGUCUCUGAACCAGGUUGGGCCGGAGGUGCUUCUUGGACGUCCCACUUGAUUGGGCUGCUACUGUUUUCUUUUCGACGAGCCACUGGACUACCGGGGCUAGAGGAAGAGUUGUUGCUCCGGCCAGCUCCCUCCGACUCGGAACCAAACAAGUAUCCCAAAGAACUCCGGCCGCCGCCAUAGCUCACUCCACGGCCCAUGCUUUUUCCUUCUGAUCAAUUUUGUGUUAUGGAAUUAGUCACAUUGCGAUUAUUAUAUAUGUAAACUGCAUUGCUUGGCAUAAUUAGCAUAAUCGCUUGUGUAAUCAAUCAUCAUCAAGUUCAAUCCUAAUAGUUGUCUUAUGUGUGGUUUAUCACCUGAAACGUAAUCACACCCGGAUUAACAUGAUAGAUAUUUUUUUUAAUUACAUCAUGAUGUUGAUUAUACUUGAAUUUCGAUGUCACGAUCCCACCAAAGCAAAAUUUAAUGUGUGUUGGUAUGCUACAAUUCACGGAUUAAUCUUGUUUCGGACAUGUAUGCUUGUUUAUAAAACAUCAAUAUAAUUAUUUUAUAUUUCCCAUAUAUACUUUCUCUUAGCACGCUAAUUAAGUUAAAUUCUUUCUUCUCUAAAAAUAUAAAUAUCUCUCUCGAAUUUUGAUUAACCUCAAACAAAAAUACUGAACAUAUAAUGCACGAAAUACUAAAGCAAAACUUCUUGCAACAAUAAAUUAUGAGCUCCUUUUUGGAAGUUGGAUAAUAGAUCAAAUCCAAUAAAUCUUCCAACCACGAGAAAUGAAGUUCAUGUGUUCACAGGAAAAAAAAAAUUUAUUAUGAGAUACAAUCAAAUAUAGGGGAACACAAUUUUCUUAUGACAAAAAGGUGAAAAACACAUAGAGAUUUUUCAAAGAACAUGAGAUUUCAAAUAUUUUAGAUAUAAACAAAUGAUUGUUUUAAACAAUUGUUAGCAUGUACCUUUUUUUCCUUUUGUUGGGUUUCCAAUAUUCCCCCAAGAAUGGGAGAAAAGAUGAGGAAAGGGCAAAAAGCUAGCCUUCUUGGAUUUACUAGUUUAUACAAAGCACUAAAUGAGCAUUGGCAACAAAUAGCCAGCCAAUUAAGUCUCCAUUUUAAUUAAGAUUUGAACAAGUC